AUGGAACGCCAACGGUACUUUGCCGAUGCCUACCGCACCCGAGAGUAUUUUGGCGUUACUGUUAGCGCACUGAAUAAUUUCGAAGAUGGUCCACCACAAUAUGAUGUUAAAUUACCGACCCCGUCCUUACAAAUAGUUCCGCGAUUGAGACGAGAAAUGAUAAAGUCUACGCCGAUUGAUGCUCCGGAUAGGAAAUCUCUUGAAUUAGCCAAGGAGGCUAUGGAUGAUGUUAAUUCUUAUGUGAACGAGAUGAAGAGGGACAACGAAACGAGACAGCUAAUCAGUGAAGUACAGAAUAGCAUCACCGAACUAACCAUGCCUGAGGACGUCACACUCAUGGAUUACGGUAGGCUAAACGCCGACGGCGAGGUUCGCUUGUCUGAAUCAACUAGCCAGCAAUUUGGAAAAAUGAAAACUCGUCAUGUCUUCAUAUUCGACAAAGUUCUCAUCAUCUGCAAGGCUAACAGAAACAAUACAUACACAUACAAAGCUGCUUAUAUUGUUUCUGAACUACAUCCUAGCCUUGAUAAUCCGAUGCCGGACGGGAAGAUGGGGACGAUAUCUAGAAAAAUCGCAUCCGCCAACCAGCACCUUCUUUACUUAAUUCGAGAAGAACGUGCGUGUACGCAAGAGUCCGUAAGGCACUUGACGCUAGCAUUCAAGGUCUUGCAACAACGCGAGAAGUGGCUGCACCAUUUCGAACUUGCACGAAAUAAUGUCAUACCUGAAGAAGUUGGAGGUACCGGUCAUAAGGUGCACUACAAAAGCUUCAAAGUGGAUAUUCCUCAUAAGUGCUCCGUUUGUGACAAGUUUCUCAAAGGGUUAUUCUUCCAAGGAUACAAGUGCGAAAAUUGUGGUGGUCUUCUACACAAGGCUUGCAUUGCCUUGCGUCCAUGUGCUGGGCGACGUCACACAACUUCCGUCUCCCACAGUAGUUCUUUCACAAACGGAACCCAGUUCAGGCAUAGCUCCUUUGGGUUAUCAAGCGGAGACCAAGUUAUUGCUUUGACGCGAUCGUCUAGUGCUGAUCAUGGAUUCUUGAUGUUUGACAAAGAUGAUAUCAUAGAAAUCAUCCAUAAUCACGGGAACGGCACUUUUACGGGCUGUCUAGUAAACGACAGGCAAUGCGUUGGCCUCGUUCGUAGUGAGCACGUUCGUCGAGUAAGGACUAACUCCGUGCAGGGUAUGUGCUCCCCACUGGACAGUCCCGUAGGUGUGCGAGUUGACCGGAAAGAAUCUACAGUUCUUCCCAAGAGAAUGGGCAAUGGAAUGACUCCAGCUCCACAGCAAGACUACGUAAACACAGAAGUCAGUUUGCAACCAUGGUAUAUGGGCGAUUUGGAAAGAGCUGAUUCGGAAGCGAAGCUUAGAGGAACUCCAAAUGGAACGUUUCUUGUGCGAUAUAGUAAGAAUCGUCAUAGCUACGUCAUAAGCAUCAGCUAUGAGGGCGAAGUUAAACACACGGUUGUAGAGCAGAGGGAUUCGAUA
Messenger RNA from Cylicostephanus goldi, 1488 nucleotides. Lineage: Eukaryota; Metazoa; Nematoda; Chromadorea; Rhabditida; Strongylidae. The record is from the annotation of a GenBank genome assembly.